Molecule: messenger RNA, 1509 nt
Organism: Letharia lupina
Lineage: Eukaryota; Fungi; Ascomycota; Lecanoromycetes; Lecanorales; Parmeliaceae
Exons: 3
Coding region: 1-1509 (502 amino acids)
Source: RefSeq, a predicted model, not a curated record
AUGAACGCCACGGAUCAUGCAGAGCUUUAUGUUAAGUACAAAUCCUUCCUAGGGAUUGACAACCAUGAUAGCAGCGUUUCUCAACUUCUCGCCCGCGACUCAGCUCAGAACGGUGUUCUUUCUUCCGGUCACGGACUGUUCUGUCCGGCCGAAGCAAUCAUCCGAGGGUCAAGCACGCAGUUCGAGGAUAGUAUUCUAGAAGUAGCAGUCUUUGAGAACCCUGCAGACUGCGCGGACGACAGAAAACGUCAACACGGCGCUGAGAGUAUAUUGAAGGAUGAACUACACGAGAGCAUGAAGAAACACCUUCGGCCCUUUGAGGACACAGUAUCAGAAUCCCUCUCCAAUAUGAACCCUUUGAUCAAGAACAUACCUGAGAUCUAUCGACCGUCGGACAGCAGCAAUGCCCCGGACGGAUCGACGUCAAGCAUCGUGUUCUUCGGUCUGCACCUUUUUGUGGACUCUUACAAGAGCGUCACAGAUAAGAUCAGCUCCUCAAACAACAAUGAGCAUGGCGACUGCUUCAACCAGGCCACACCGCAUAGGGGCCUCUACCCAGCCAGAGAGCAAGACUGCGUCAACGCCGCCAAGGAACUGUUUUACUUCAGAGACCCUUUCCGGCCCACUACAUUCGCCAGAAGAAAUAAUGUUGGUUUCAGGCUUCCAAAGGUGGUCCGAAACGGAACGUGCGUCAUCUCAAUAGACGUAAUGAAUGAUGCGGAUAAGGACAAAUUUAAGCCGUGGCUGGUCUAUACUACAGCCAUGGACAUAGCGCACAGAUGUACUCAGGCCGCUUUUGGUUUCGGUGGGAGGAGCAUGGCGGGACCGAAGAAGGUGGUAGACGUUCUUGUCUUCGGGAGGGGUUUACCUCUUAAGAAUGGGGCAGUUGGGCCGGCAGUAUCGGAGAGUGCUGUCAUCGUCGCUAGAGAACAGUUGGCUCGCGACGAUUCAAGCUUGCUGAAUGAAACUUCGCUCAACUUGAUUAAGCCGUCGGCGGUGGACACCACUAGUCUGGACGACAGAUUGGGCGUAAAUGCCCCUCAGCUCGGCGGAGCCUUAGUAUGUGCCGAUCCACCUCUACCACGCGAACGAGCUUGGCCGAUCAACUUCAAAGAUUGUGAGAUGGCCACAAACGCAGUCUUUGGGGAUAGGCAACGCGAUCAGAGGUAUACCUUUAGCCGAGAACCGGUGGCCACGAAGUUCUAUUAUCCUCUUCCUGCGAAGGUUAGGUACAGGUCAUGUGUGAUCCUUUUGGACAUGAACAACAAUAAUGAUCAGGAUACAGUGAGGCUGUCGAUCGUUGAGGCUACUGCAUGGGUGCUGGCGCAUAAGUGCUCCGGCGAAGAGAGAUCCGUGGAUCAGUUUGGUGGACGGGCGACUGUGGGUGUUGGAGCGAAGGACUUGAUCAACAUAUGGGUCUAUGGAAGCCUAUGGCCAACACCAGAUGGGGCGACGAACGUGACAGGUCUGGUUCUAGCUCAGCCUGCACGCUUGAUAGAUAGCGAGUAG